Molecule: messenger RNA, 1098 nt
Organism: Lodderomyces oxycetoniae
Lineage: Eukaryota; Fungi; Ascomycota; Pichiomycetes; Serinales; Debaryomycetaceae
Exons: 1
Coding region: 1-1098 (365 amino acids)
Cellular component (GO): cytoplasm
Molecular function (GO): pyridoxal phosphate binding
Source: RefSeq, a predicted model, not a curated record
AUGUUCUCGAGGAUCUCAAAGAGAAGCAUCUCCAUAUCAUUGAACAGUGAGGUGAAGUUACCUUUUAUCCCGUUGGUUAGUGAAACCGGGUUUCCAGGUGCAAUUGGAAACACGCCGUUACUAAGAUUGCCUCGAAUCUCUGAAUCUGUAGGUAGAAAUAUCUAUGCCAAAGCCGAGUUUAUGAAUCCGGGCGGUUCCAUUAAGGACCGAGCUGCAUUAUAUGUGAUCAAAGACGCUGAGGAGAAAGGGUUGAUUAGACCUGGAGGCACUGUAGUUGAAGGUACAGCAGGCAAUACCGGCAUUGGAUUAGCCCAUGUUUGCCGAGCCAGAGGUUACAAGUGUGUAAUAUACAUGCCCAAUACCCAGUCUAAAAGCAAGAUAGAAACGCUUAAAUUACUAGGUGCCGAGGUUUACCCUGUUCCUGCCGUGGCAUUCACCGAUCCGCAAAACUACAAUCACCAAGCUAAAAGACAUGCUGAACGAUUAGAAAAUGCCGUUUGGACAAAUCAAUUCGAUAACACGGCAAAUAGACAAGCACAUAUAGAGACGACGGGUCCUGAAAUAUGGGCUCAAUUAAACGGGAAAGUUGAUGCAUUCACUUGCUCCACUGGUACUGGCGGUACGUUUGCAGGCAUUACACGAUACUUGAAGACAAUCAGUAAUGGGAAAGUAAAAGCGGUACUUGCAGAUCCACCGGGGUCGGUGCUCUACUCGUACAUCAAAUCAAACGGCAAGGAAAUGGAAAGAGGAGGCACCUCGUUCACUGAAGGGAUUGGGCAAGGAAGAGUCACUGAUAACUUAAAGCCUGAUAUCGAAUUGAUUGACGACGCUUUGAAAAUCCCAGACGAGGACUCGAUAACAAUGGUCUAUAGAUUAUUAGACGAAGAAGGCUUAUACUUGGGAGGAACAGGCGCCUUGAAUGUUGUUGCUGCUGUCGAAGUAGCGAAAAACUUGCCUGAAAAAUCCAAUGUAGUAACGAUUUUGGCAGAUUCGGCUCAUAAAUACAGCGAUAGAAUUUUCUCAAAAUCUUGGUUACAACAAAAGGACUUGUACAAUGCUAUCCCUGACCAUUUGAAGAAAUACGCAGUCCUAGAAUAG